AUGGAUACACCGCCACCCCGGAGCCUCCCGCGCAGCCUAGCCACGGUCAACCCCACUGUAUUCUUCAACAUCGCCGUCUAUGGCCUGCCCUUGGGCCAGGUCUCCUUCGAGCUGUUUGCAGACAAAGUUCCAAAGACAGCAGAAAACUUUCGUGCUCUGACCACUGGGGAGAAAAGCUUUGGGUAUAAAGGUUCCUGCUUUCACAGAAUAAUUCCGGGAUUUAUGUGCCAGGGUGGUGACUUCACAUGCCAUGAUGGCACUGGUGGCAGGUCCAUCUAUGGGGAGAAAUUUGAUGAUGAGAAUUUCCUCCUGAAGCAUACGGGUCCUGGCAUCUUGUCCAUGGCAAAUGCUGGCCACAACACAAACAGUUUCCAGUGUUUCAUCUGCACCGCCAAGACUGAGUGGUUGGAUGGCAAGCAUGUGGUCUCUGGCAAGGUGAAAGAGGGCAUGAAUAUCAUGGAAGCCAUGGAGCGCUUUGGGUCCAGGAAUGGCAAGACCAGCAAGAAGAUCACCAUUGCUGACUGUGGACAAAUCUAAUAAAUGUGACUUGUGUUUUAUCUUAACCACCAGACCAUUCCUUCUGUAGCUCAGGAGGGCACCCCUUCACCCCCAUCUGCUUGAAAUAUCCUAUAAUCUUUGUGCUC
Molecule: messenger RNA, 644 nt
Organism: Hippopotamus amphibius kiboko
Lineage: Eukaryota; Metazoa; Chordata; Mammalia; Artiodactyla; Hippopotamidae
Product: peptidyl-prolyl cis-trans isomerase A-like
Exons: 2
Coding region: 1-537 (178 amino acids)
Biological process (GO): protein peptidyl-prolyl isomerization; protein folding
Molecular function (GO): peptidyl-prolyl cis-trans isomerase activity
Source: RefSeq, a predicted model, not a curated record